AUGGACUCCCCUGAGUUCUGGUGUGGGAUUGAUUUCAAGAUACGAACUGUUGAGCUUGAUGGAAAACGUAUCAAGCUCCAAAUUUGGGAUACAGCUGGUCAAGAACGUUUCCGAACAAUCACGACAGCUUACUAUCGUGGCGCAAUGGGUAUAUUGCUAGUCUAUGAUGUCACAGAUGAGUCCUCAUUUAACAGUAAGAGUUAUGCAUCUCCUACCUCCCCAAACUAUUGCAACGAAGUGGUUUCCUUUUCUGACAUUAGGAAUUGGAUUAGAAACAUUGAACAACAUGCUUCUGACAAUGUCAACAAGAUAUUGGUAGGGAACAAAGCUGACAUGGACGAAAGCAAAAGGGUUAAUCUCGAAACACCAAAUUUCCCUUUGCAAAAAGUUGACAUCAAGGCAGUUGCUGCAAAAGUUCUGCUGUUCAACUUGUUGGCCGUGCCUACUUCCAAGGGUCAAGCACUUGCAGAUGAGUAUGGAAUUAAAUUCUUUGAAACUAGUGCUAAGACGAAUCUUAAUGUGGAAGAAGUUUUCUUUUCAAUAGCUAGGGAUAUAAAGCAAAGGCUUUCAGAAGUUGACACCAGAGCAGAACCAACAACGAUCAGAAUUAAUCAGCCUGAAGGUGGUGCUGGAGGUAGCCAACCUGCCCAGAGGUCAGCCUGCUGUGGUUCUUGAAUACUUCAAGGAUUAAGGACAGAUAAAUUGGGCACUACAGGUUUGGGAAGUGAAAAAGGGGGGAAAAAUGCGGUUGUGGUGGAAAUAUAUUAUUACUUUAUUUUGUCCUUCAGGAACUUCUUUUUGUGUAUUGGUAAGGCUAUCAUUGUGGAUGUUGAAUUUGUGUUUUGCAUUUUGCUUUAGUUUUCUUCUCCAUUUGAAGUCUUCUAAAAUUUGAAUAUCCAUAUAGGCUUAAUAUUUUCUCUAUAUUCAGUAGUGGUAGUGAUUGGUAGAUAUAAAAUCUAAGGGUGGGAUCGGUCCGGUUAUCAUCCAAAUUUGGAAGAACCGACACCUAAUACAUAUCUAAAUUUUCGGUUUGGUUACUGUGUAAUUUUUAUCAAGAACCAAAGUGGAACCGAACUGACCAAUUUCGGUUAGGUUCCUCCAGUUCUUUAGUUAACCGAAUGCAACAAAAAAAUUGAUAUUAA
Striga asiatica is the source of this 1142-nucleotide messenger RNA. NCBI's taxonomy places the organism in Eukaryota, Viridiplantae, Streptophyta, Magnoliopsida, Lamiales, Orobanchaceae. The record is from the annotation of a GenBank genome assembly.